This is a messenger RNA of Camelus dromedarius (Arabian camel), 5362 nucleotides long. It is a transcript of the gene PPFIBP1, whose product is annotated as PPFIA binding protein 1. The record is from RefSeq and is a predicted model, not a curated record. Gene Ontology annotation, cellular component: presynaptic active zone. The transcript has 32 exons. The coding region runs from base 383 to 3592 and encodes 1069 amino acids. Gene Ontology annotation, molecular function: protein binding. NCBI's taxonomy places the organism in Eukaryota, Metazoa, Chordata, Mammalia, Artiodactyla, Camelidae. Gene Ontology annotation, biological process: neuromuscular junction development.
CAGCUCCCAGCUCGGUGCCUGCCCGGAUUCCUGACAUGGUGUAGGGCCCGGAGGGUGGGGAAGGCGGGAGCGGGGCGGGAGAGGACUCGGGGUAGCGAGCCUGCGGCGGGGCCAGAGUGCCCGCGCUUUGAACUCCCGGCGAAGGUGAAGCAGAACUUUGCAACUAGUGCCCGCGGCUCUCCUCCCCCAGCCUAAAACAACUUAAUGGAUCAGAUUGCUAAGAAGUACAUGGAAGAUUUGAAGAGCUGAAGAAAAAAAAUCAGCAUUAAACUUGGCUUUUUAGAACAUUGAUGGAAGUGCCUAAGUCUUAUUUGGGGAGGAGUCUUAAGAGAGAAUGAAAAACAACCAUACAUACUCGAUGCCUUUGUAAUUUCAAACACGAAUGGACACUCCCUGCAGGCCGUGGUCCGGUCACUCAGUAGGAACAGGAUUUGCGUCUGGGAGCAGACAGUUGCUCUAUCGAGGUUGGAAUUUGCCCUUGACAAAUAGCAAAAUGAUGAGUGAUGCAAGUGACAUGUUGGCUGCGGCGUUGGAGCAGAUGGAUGGUAUUAUAGCAGGUUCUAAGGCCCUGGAAUAUUCCAAUGGGAUUUUCGACUGCCAGUCUCCCACGUCCCCAUUCAUGGGAAGCUUGCGAGCUCUGCACCUCGUGGAAGACCUGCGCGGAGUGUUGGAGGUGAUGGAAACAGAUGAGAAGGAAGGCUUGAGGUGCCAGAUCCCCGACUCGACGGCAGAAACGCUCAUCGAAUGGCUCCAGAGUCAUAUGACGAAUGGACACCUACCCGGGAACGGAGAUGUAUAUCAAGAAAGGCUAGCACGUUUAGAAAAUGACAAAGAAUCUCUCAUUCUUCAGGUAAGUGUGUUAACAGACCAGGUAGAGGCUCAGGGGGAGAAGAUUCGAGAUUUGGAGUUUUGCCUCGAAGAGCACAGAGAGAAGCUGAACGCCACGGAAGAGAUGCUGCAGCAGGAGCUUCUGAGUAGGACAUCCUUAGAAACUCAGAAGUUGGAUCUGAUGGCUGAAAUAUCUAACUUGAAGUUAAAACUGACGGCUGUAGAGAAGGACAGAUUGGAUUAUGAAGAUAGGUUCAGAGACACAGAGGGCCUAAUGCAGGAAAUCAAUGAUCUGAGGUUAAGAGUCAGUGAAAUGGACAGUGAAAGACUUCAGUAUGAAAAAAAGCUGAAAUCUACCAAAUCUUUAAUGGCCAAACUUUCUAGCAUGAAAAUCAAGGUGGGUCAGAUGCAGUAUGAAAAGCAGCGGAUGGAACAAAAGUGGGAGUCCCUGAAGGAGGAACUGGCGUUGCUGAAAGAACAGCUGGAAGAGAAGGAAUCUGAAGUAAAAAGGCUACAAGAAAAACUGGUUUGCAAGAUGAAAGGGGAAGGGAUUGAAAUUCUUGAUCGAGAUGAAAAUUUUAAAAAGAAGCUCAAAGACAAAAAUAUUGAAGUACAAAAAAUGAAAAAAGCUGUGGAGUCUUUGAUGGCAGCAAAUGAAGAAAAGGAUCGGAAAAUAGAAGACCUUCGACAGUGCCUGAACAGGUACAAGAAAAUGCAAGAUACAGCAGUACUGGCCCAAGGCCAAGACGGCUACUUUGAAGAUCUGCUCCCUUCCGGUUCCAUCUCCACUUUGCUAGACGCGCAGAGUUUUAGUGAUCUGGAGAAAAAUCUGUCGCCUAUGCCAGGAACGGGAUCUCCCAGCCGUGACCCGCUUAACACAAGUGUUCCAGAAGAGUUUCACACCAGCAUCUUGCAAGUUUCAAUCCCUUCAUCACUGCCAGCAUCUAAAGGCUUGGAAACUUUGGAAAAAGCAAAAUUGCCUCCUAAGCCCGAGACUUCAUUGGAAGAGAAUGAUGGAAAAAUAAUCCUUGGUUCUGCUGCUGAGACCCAAUCGUGUGAUGGUCUUUUAACUUCAAGUCUGCAAAAGUCUAGCAGCCUGGGCAAUCUGAAGAAAGAGUCAUCAGACGGGGAAAAGGAGUCUAUUCCGAGGCCUUCAGAGGAUAAAGCCCCGGUAGAAAGCAGCCCAUUUGGGAGCCUCCCUCCCAAAGCCCCAGGACAUGAUGCCUCGGUGGAUGACAAUCCCUUCGGCACUCGAAAAGCCAGGUCUUCCUUUGGUCGUGGCUUUUUUAAAAUUAAAAGUAACAAGAGGACAGCGAGCGCACCGAACUUGGAUCGUAAACGAAGUGCCAGUGCACCCACCCUAGCUGAAACAGAAAAGGAGACACCUGAGCACUUAGAUCUGGCUGGUGUGUCUUCUCGGCCAAAAGACUCACAGGCGAGCAGUCCCUUCCAGGUGUCUCCACCGUCGCCGGAUUCCAAAAAGAAAUCCAGAGGGAUCAUGAAGCUCUUUGGCAAACUGAGGAGAAGUCAAUCAACUACAUUCAACCCAGAUGACAUGUCUGAGCCUGAAUUCAAAAGAGGAGGGACAAGGGCGACUGCAGGCCCCCGACUGGGUUGGUCUCGAGACUUGGGACAAUCUAACAGUGACCUGGAUAUGCCAUUUGCCAAGUGGACCAAGGAGCAGGUUUGCAGUUGGCUUGUGGAACAGGGCUUGGGGUCCUACCUGAAUUCUGGCAAGCACUGGAUUUCAUCUGGCCAAACACUUCUGCAGGCUUCUCAGCAAGAUCUAGAGAAGGAACUUGGAAUCAAGCAUUCGCUUCAUCGAAAGAAACUCCAGCUGGCACUGCAAGCCCUGGGAUCUGAAGAAGAAACCAAUCAUGGAAAGCUGGAUUUCAACUGGGUCACUAGAUGGUUGGAUGACAUUGGCCUCCCCCAGUACAAGACCCAGUUUGAUGAAGGACGGGUCGACGGUCGGAUGCUCCACUACAUGACGGUUGACGACUUACUGUCUUUGAAGGUUGUGAGUGUGCUCCACCAUCUCAGCAUCAAAAGGGCCAUCCAGGUCCUGAGGAUCAAUAACUUUGAACCAAACUGUCUACGGAGGCGGCCAUCUGACGAGAACAGCGUCACCCCAUCAGAAGUCCAGCAGUGGACCAACCAUCGGGUGAUGGAGUGGCUGCGCUCCGUGGACCUGGCGGAAUACGCCCCCAACCUCAGAGGCAGUGGUGUCCACGGCGGGCUCAUGGUUCUAGAACCUCGUUUUAAUGUAGAAACAAUGGCUCAGUUAUUGAACAUCCCACCAAGUAAGACCCUGUUGCGAAGACACUUGGCCACUCAUUUCAACCUUCUGGUCGGAGCUGAGGCCCAACACCAGAAGCGUGAUGCCAUGGAGUUGCCAGAUUAUGUGCUUUUAACAGCUACUGCCAAAGUGAAGCCAAAGAAACUCACCUUCAGCAAUUUUGGGAAUCUGAGAAAGAAGAAACAGGAAGAUGGGGAAGAGUAUGUUUGCCCAAUGGAACUGGGACAGGCAUCAGGAGGUACCAAGAAAGGAUUUAAGCCAGGUCUGGACAUGCACCUGUAUGACGAGGAUGAUCUGGACCGGUUAGAGCAGAUGGAAGAUUCAGAAGGGACAGUGAGGCAGAUAGGUGCGUUCUCCGAAGGCAUCAACAAUCUAACCCACAUGUUAAAGGAAGACGACAUGUUUAAAGAUUUCGCCGCCCGCUCCCCCAGCGCCAGCAUUACCGACGAAGACUCCAACGUCUGACCGCGGCGCCUGGAGCAGCGCCGGGAGCCCCACAUCCUUCUUCCGCUUUAUUUCUCAAACCCUCACGGAUCUACAGCAAGCAACAGAUUGCAUAUCGUUCGUUUAUGGUUCCAACGUCUCCUUUAGAAGUGGAAACGGAACGCAGGGGCUAGAUGCCUAUUCUAAAGUUGCCGCGAAAACUGAGACACUGGUGAAUGAGAGUGUAAUUGUUCUUCCUCUAUUUAAUGUAAAAAUCUGUGAUAUAUUCUAUUUAAAGUGAUGCGUUUGAUGAAUACUUUAUCCUAGUGUUUCCAUUCGCGUUAACAGUGUAGAGGAUUUGGGAGGUAGCAACCAGCAUGUGAAUGGUUUUGUCACGUCAGUGUGCCAGCACUGCCACCGUGGAAGCAGGACAUUAUAUGCUCACAAAGUCAACAUAUGCAAUUUCUGUCAGCUUUCAGUGUGCCCGCUAAAUGCCAGCCACACCUCCACUGGCCUCUUAGUGUCCUGUUUUUAUAUAUUUUUCUAAAUAUGUGUAUAUACUUCGUACAUAGAAAAUGGAACUUUUAUUUUGUGACAUAAAGAAGAUGGGGAAAAGAUCACAUUAAAAACAGCCAGUGAUCAAAGUCUUCAUAUACCAGCCAGUUCCUGGGGAGGUCAGGAUGAUCUUGCUUUGUCCACAAGGGAAUUUUAAUGAUGUUGAUCAUUCAGACCCAGUUAGUGUAUAUGAAAUACCCCUUCUUUGAUGACACAUCGCAAAAUUGUUGAAUACCUUUGUAAGAAUUUCAGUCUUAAUCUUGGAUCUUGUUACCUCCUAAGGAAGAACUUGAGGGACAUUUAAAUACCACUAACUUGAAUGCAUUCAGAAACUCCCCACGAAUUUGUAGAAAUAAUUUCCAGAGAAACCACACCAAAACAAAAGCCUUUACAGUAUUAAGCUUCUUAGUUUCCUCUUUGCUAAUGAUCUCAUUACAUCGAAAUACUAACAGUCUGCCUGAUGUUAUUAAUAUGUGCCCAUUUCUCAGGCUCUCAGCAAAUGGGAUUUUUUUUUUCUAAGCUGAAUAUUUGUCUCCAUCAGAGUUCAGUAACUCUGAGGCUGCAAAGCUAGUUUCAUAAUGGCUAUAACAUGAUACUAAAAUGAAGUUUAUGGCUUUCUGUAGCACGGGGCCCAAAUAUUCUUUAUGAAGAAAAUAGAAAAACCCCAACAAAAAAAAAAAGUUACUGUUUAUUGUUUUCUAGAGGUAUUAGAAAAAAUAUUCUGUUUUUUAAUUCAGUACCACGUCAUUACUCAUGAUAGCCAAUGGAGGUAAAGACAGGUUUUCACAAAGUGGCAGAGAGGUGGGCAGCUCCGUAUAUGCAGGGGACUUACUUCAUAAACUGUAUUUGAUUGGUGGUAUGCUCUUUGAAGUUAGCAGCAAGUUACACAGCUUUGCAUCAAGGAACCUGUGAUACUAAAUUACUAUUUAUUCCUAACUAAAAUGAUUCGAUGCCAAUAAUAAACCUUUGCUCCCUACCAUUCAUUAUUUGGUAACUGUAUCGGACUCAUACUGUAUUUGUGUUUUAUUUUAAUGUGAAUAUAUGUCACCAUUUGAAAAACGAUUUGUUAUUCGAACCUGGUUAAAAGUACCAGGAGACUGUUAUAGAUGCCAAACAUCCUUUAUUCAGGACAUUGUAACAUCACUGAUGAUGUGUGAUAAGGUUAAGUUUUUUUGAUGAUAUAUAUUUUAUUUACAAAAUAUUAUACACUGCUGGUAUUACCAUAUGAAAAGGAAUAAAGUCAAUUGAUAACUGCCA